GAUAUUUUUUUUUUGUAUUUUUUGCGACCAAAUUUUGACAAGUUUUGCGGCAUUAGCGUCUGAAAUUUCAAAAAAUUGUUUGUCAUUUGCUGAGCAAAUUUUCCAGUGUCUUUAAAGCUUAUCUGCGGUUUUAUUCUAUCCAAAAGAUGUUCCUGACCAGAUCCGAGUACGACCGUGGUGUCAACACCUUCUCACCAGAGGGACGUUUGUUUCAGGUAGAAUAUGCCAUUGAAGCCAUCAAGUUGGGCUCUACUGCUAUUGGAAUCUGUACACAGGAGGGAGUUGUUAUGGCCGUCGAAAAGCGCAUAACAUCACCGCUGAUGGAACCGACGAAAGUGGAAAAAAUCGUAGAGGUAGAUCGCCACAUCGGUUGUGCCACUUCCGGACUGAUGGCCGAUUCACGAACCUUGCUGGACCGGGCUCGUGUUGAGUGUCAGAACCAUUGGUUCGUGUACAACGAACGUAUGUCGGUUGAGUCAUGUGCCCAGGCUGUGUCCAGUUUAGCCAUUCAAUUUGGUGACAGCGAUGAUACCGGAUCGGCCAUGAGUCGUCCCUUCGGUGUAGCAAUUUUGUUUGCCGGCAUUGAGAACGGAGAGCCCCAACUGUGGCAUAUGGAUCCGUCCGGGACAUACAUCCGAUACGAUGCCAAAGCCAUUGGUUCUGGUAGCGAAGGCGCACAACAGAACUUACAAGAAUACUACCUUCAAACAAUGACCAUCAAGGAAGCGAUCAAUCUAGCACUGAGCACUUUGAAGCAGGUCAUGGAGGAAAAAUUAAAUUCUACCAACGUUGAGGUCAUGACCAUGACUUCCGGGCAGUUGUUCCGAAUGUUCACCAAGGAAGAAGUCGAAGAGUACAUCAAUAACAUGAGCUAAUUGUGUAAUUUAAGAAUUGGAAUCAAACGUUCUUUUUCCUUUUUGUCAACAUAAUUUAUGGGAAUAUAUUUGAAAUUUUCAAAAAGCUAACAACUUUUCAGUAUCUAAGCAUGUAAAACAUAUGAAUACAUUGAGGAGUUAAGCAUUA
This is a messenger RNA of Uranotaenia lowii, 1023 nucleotides long. It is a transcript of the gene Prosalpha5, whose product is annotated as proteasome subunit alpha type-5. The record is from RefSeq and is a predicted model, not a curated record. Gene Ontology annotation, cellular component: proteasome core complex; nucleus; proteasome core complex, alpha-subunit complex. Bases 147 to 875 code for a protein of 242 amino acids. The transcript has 4 exons. NCBI's taxonomy places the organism in Eukaryota, Metazoa, Arthropoda, Insecta, Diptera, Culicidae. Gene Ontology annotation, biological process: proteasome-mediated ubiquitin-dependent protein catabolic process.